Messenger RNA from Lethenteron reissneri (Far Eastern brook lamprey), 7036 nucleotides. It is a transcript of the gene KNTC1, whose product is annotated as kinetochore associated 1. Gene Ontology annotation, molecular function: small GTPase binding. Gene Ontology annotation, cellular component: kinetochore microtubule; cytoplasm; RZZ complex. NCBI's taxonomy places the organism in Eukaryota, Metazoa, Chordata, Hyperoartia, Petromyzontiformes, Petromyzontidae. The record is from RefSeq and is a predicted model, not a curated record. Gene Ontology annotation, biological process: protein localization to kinetochore involved in kinetochore assembly; mitotic spindle assembly checkpoint signaling; mitotic sister chromatid segregation.
UCGAGUGCGAGAACCCCGCGGCGUCUCGAGACCCAUCGCCUCAGUCUGCAGAUUAGAAGUUGUUGUUGCUUUGUGUGUGUAUGCUCCUCGUUUAACGCCGCUUGUUAGCGCCCGGCUAACGAAGGCUGGCACAAUGUGGACAGAGGUGGAGUUUCUGUCCGGCGAAGAACAAUCUGGCACUCGCCUGGGCUGUGGUUCCAGCCAGGAACGUGGGAAUGCCCUCUACCAGAUCGACACACUGCUCAAGGUGUCACCCUCCGAGAAGGUCCUCACCAGCCCACGUGUGUGGCUGCAGAGUAGCAAUGCUGGUUUUAUUCUAACAGUCGACAGCACCGUCACCCUACUCAGCAGCAAUCAGCUGUCUCUGCUACUUCAGCUGCAGUUCGACUCGCCGGUGGAUGUAGUGGGGCUUUGCCAGCGAGGUCACUUUCUGGUGGUGGGCGAGAGCAGUGGUUUUCUGAAUCUCAUCCACGUCGCCUCCCAGCGGAAGCUGAUGACCAAGUGUCUUCUUCAAGGAGAUCCAUUGAAAGGAAAUGGGUCGUACAUUGAUCUGAUACUGGAGCCAGACCCUUCUCAGAAUGAUGCCUACCAUAUGUUCCUUCUGUCGAGAAAAGGAUUCUUGUGGGUGUCAAACUUGCGGCUUGAGAAGCUUCAGGAAGCUUUGGAGACGGCAAACAUGACAACUGCCAAAGAGUGCCAAGAAAAAAUGAACAUCAAGUUCAUUUCAACUCAAGAUGUUCAUACGGACUAUAACAGCCAUGGUCUGGUCACAUUAGUAGAUGGCAGCCCACACCUGAUCAUUGCCGGCAAAGGUGACAUGGUGCUGUCAGAGUGGAAAUUGCAUACUGCGACACAGCAAGCCUCCAUGCAGAGGGCAGUGGAUGGACAUUUCAUGAAUGGUGCUGGCAUCCAAAAGUGCCUUGGAUUCAACAACUUCAUCUUCACGCUGGACGACAACCAUACGUUGAGCAUGUGGGACGUGUGUAGCCUGGUGCUGGUGUGGCAAUGGCCACCCGUCUCCGUGCAGGACUUUGGCCUCGUGACUGAUGGUGAUCUCAAGUCGGCUGAGAUGAGCAGCGUGAAACUCGUCAUUAUGACAACACCGAGUGAAGAAAAGGUGAGGUUUCUUCAGGUCUUCUCCCUCCCGGCCAUGGAGCAACUGUACUCGCUUGAAGUCACCAACCACUCAUUCCUGGCCCGGGCAGCUAUCACACAGGAAGCCAUUUACCUCCUGGAGGGCAUGUACGAAGGAGGAAGCAGGCAUCCAGACGGCGCCGUCUCCAUGCUGGUUCUGCGACAUCUGACCGAGGCGCUUCCCGAGAACCGACUGAGCCGCUUGCUGUGCAUGCAACAGUUUGAAGAGGCAGAAAAGUUUGCAAUUCAUUUCCACUUGGAUGUCGAGGUGGUGUAUAAUGUGAAGGUGACCGUCCUACUGCAAGAGCUCACCUUGGUAUCUCCUAGCAGCAAGAACGUUGAAUACCGGGCCCAGCUUGCCAAGCAGGCCCGGGCCACGCUGGAGAAAAUCCAGGAUGACUCUGCUGUGGUGCGAUACUGCCUUGACACCUGCUGGCCAAGCUUCGACGUGGCCGUGGAAGUACUCAGCUACUGCAAGAGCAGGAUUACAAAAGGCAGUGCUUGGGUGAAAAAUGAGCUGAUGACAGAGGUUUUACAGGUUCAGGACAGACUGAUGACUUUUCACGGAGCAUUCGGGGCAAAUAAUUUCAGUGGGCCCCAGUGGCUUUCAUUCAAGUUGACCGAUCUUUUCACCCAAGUGUUGGAGCAGCUUGAGCAACAGAACCUCGCUAGUGCCCAGUUCAUCUGGCUCCGACACCAGGUGGAGUUUGAGAAGGAGCUGGACUGCGUUCGGCUGAAGCAACUGCUUGCGGCGGUGCCCCGUGUGAUGCCUUCGUGCUCUCUGCUGCCUUGGCUCGCCACCCUGCUCGUGCCGUGUGUGCGCAGGCGUAUUCCUGGCGGACAGAAAAUUCUGGCAAAGUGGCUGGAUCAGAGAGCUCGUAGCCUGGAGCUUACGGAGAAGCAACAUUGGCCAGAAAACGGACUUCAAAUAGCAGAGGUCUUCUUCACAGCUGGGAUAUCGCCGACACAACUGGACCCCUUCUCUGCCCAGAUCAUCUUAUCCCAGAGCGAGUUUGAGUGCAAGGAAGUACAGCAGCUGCAGGCACUGGUUCACAGCAUCCAGGAGUUGCUCGCUCUGCACCGCAAAUACAGCUGCCCUCUUUCUCUCUCCAACUUCGAGAAGGAGACGCGCACGACAAUCGUUUUCCGCAUGCUCGACCAAGUGGCAGCGCCGCAGCUCGUGGCGCCCACGUUGGAGCGCGUGGUACGGCCCUACCUGCAGGAGCGUGGCCUGGCGUACGACAGCCUGCUCGUGCACUACAUCAAGGACCUGCUGGAGCGCUGCAGCAGCCGCUCCAUGUCAUUGUUCGAGACAGCUUGGGAGGCAAAGGCCAUGGCUGUGGUGGCCUGCAUGUCCGACACUGAUUUGAUCUUUGACGCAGUGCUGCAAAUCAUGUACAAGGCGGUGGUGCCCUGGAGCCAGGCUGUGCAGCAGCUGGUGCAGGAGCACAUGCAAAUGCAUCAUCCCAAGGUGAAGCUUUUGCAGGACAGCUACCGGAUGAUGGAGAUGAAGAUGCUUCUGCGCAGAUAUGGCAUUCGCAACUUCAACCUGUCCAACGACAAACAAGCUGAUACGCUAGUGCGAUGCAUACUGCGUCAAGACUUGCCCUUGUCAUUCGAGGAUGCCCUCAAGGUGACCAAGGCGUACAUGCUGCCCUUGGGGCAGACCUAUCUCCGUCGUGCCCACCAACUGCUCGUCUCAGACCGGAUGGAAGAAUGUGUGGAGUUGCUACAAUCUCUGCCGUUGGACGAUGCGAUGGUGACCGGGCAACGGCUUUUGCAAAGAGUCGAACUCGAGUUGCAGAGUCCCUUCAACCGGACACACGAGGGGAAGGCUAAGCUGAAGAAGCUAACCGAGUACUGCAUCCCGAUUCUCAAGUUCCUUAUUUUACAUACAGAAAACGUCUUCAAACUGAAAGAGCUCAACGUGAAUUUAAACACUUUCCAGUCCAUUUAUAAAUUGCAGCACAAGUUUGGCAUUUACCUGUCGUGCGAGGAGUACGAGUGCAGCGCUGGCCACUCUACCCUGCUGGCGCACUUCUCUGCCGCGUUCACCACCGAGAGUGACGACCUCCCCAGCGACGGCCCCACUCGCGGCCCACCGCAGGCCCCGCAGAGUGCAGCGAAGCUCAGUGUGGUGAGCUGCCGCGGCGUCAGCGAGGGGGGCGAGGGCAGCGAGGCGUCCGAGCGCUGCCCCCAGAACAUGGUGGAGCUGCAUGAGUUGGCCGCGCUGCUCGGGGUCGGGCGGCAUGACCUUGCUCGCGGGCUCGCUGGGCACGCGCUGUCCACCGGAAAGGUCCAGAAGGCCAUCGACAUCUGCAGGGGGGAGCUCGACGGUGCUCUGAGCCCUCACGCGUCGGCCGAGUUGGCGUUCUGGGUGGUGCAGCAACUAUCCACGAGGCUGGAGAAUGAUGAGCACAUGGAGGUGCCACCCACGCUCAACCUGCCCGCCGAGAUGCACACGCUCUGCCAGUUCGCCACCGCAUACUGCCACCCCGACAUCCUGCUCGAUUGUCUGGAGUUGAGCAAGAACACGCGCGUCGCCUUGGCCAUUUACGAGCAGUGCCAGACUGAAGACUACGGCUUUGUGGCCAAGGACUCGGCUGGUGCGGACAAGGAUCCCUACCAGGAGUGGACGUUCGAAGAGUACUUCCGUGAGGAUGGCAUCGUGCUCGAUCCCGUGCAGACGCUCCCGGUUGUCUACGAGCUCACCGCCCUCGUUGGCCCGCGCAAACACGGAAAACGGUUCCCUCUGGAUUGCACGGCUCUUGCCCUGAGAUCUGAAGGGUUAUCGCGGAAGUCCGGUGCAGAAACGAGCGAGGUGAUGCAGGUGUACACGCCUCUGGUGGCCCUGCUGCACAGCCUGCGUGAGGCCAGCCAGCUGCAGCUCGCCCUCAUGGCUGUGUUACGCCUCUUCGCCGCGUGCCACCAGCACAUCUUCACCAACAUCGUCAGCAAAGCGAUCGCCACUGGGCUGCACGGCCAGCAAUGGUAUGACGAGCAGAAGACGCUUCUCUUCACGUUAUCCAACACGGUGAUGGAUAUUAUCAAGCCGGUUGCUUUGGCUCUCGUACACAAGGUGUUGAAUUCUCGCGCUGUGGACAAGAGCCUUGCUCUGAGCUACUGCCUCAUGCUGCAUCCUGAUGUCGCCUUCGAGAAACUGUGGUCCCUUGUCAAAAACGCACAGAAUAACUACCCCCGCAUCUUGUCGAUGGCCGUUGUUGGCGGGUGGCUGGCAGAGAUGCAGAGCAGCCCCGACCAAGCCAAGUGCUUUGCAGAGCUCUACACUGAUGCGCAGUGGGGAGUGAAGCUCAGCCGCCUCGGGGUGGCGUUCCACUCCGUGUUCUGCAUGUCUCACGCCACCAAGGGCAACCUCAUUCCAGCUCUGGUGAGCUCCCCAAAUAUGGACUCUGAUCUCCUUCUGCAGUACUGCAGCGAGUACGGAUUGGAGAGCGAUGCGGCGCUGCAGCAGUACAUCGAGACGCUGCUGCUGCUCCCGCUGUGCCAGUCGGGCGACCUCGUCCCGGUUGCCGCUGCUCCUCCGUUGCGUGGUGCCGACGAAGGCGGCGACGCGGCAGAGGAAGAGAGAAGGAAGGCCGAGCAGGCCCGUCGCAUUGAGAAGGCCUUCGCCGUCAUCCCCUGCCUCUCCAAACAGGACGACUUUGUGCUCAAUCUGACGGCGAAGCUGCAUAAGUUGAGUCCAUAUGACUACAAUGGCAUUGAAGUGAUUCUCAAGGCCAUGCAGGUCGCAGAUUCCGACAUAAUGCACAUAAACGUGGAACAGGCCCUGGAGCUGCUGAGGCACCUAAACUCCUACCGCCGGAUCUCACCUCCCGGGAAACUCGAGGAGCAGGGCUGGACCCUGCAGAUAGCACCGCUCGCCGCCACACGCCUGCCCUUCCACCUGCUGCCCUUCAACCCGCAGCACUUCUGGACGGUUAUCACUCCAGAGCUGAGCGAGGACACACUCCCCACCCUCGUGCUCAUUGCCAAGCUCCUGAAGAUGCCGCUGGACAAACUCUACCUGUCCGCCAUCAAACACGUCUUCGAGAAGUCCCUCAAACCCAAGAUCCUGCACCGUUCGUUGGAGAGGACGAAAGCCACCGCUGCCGCCACAGCCGGGGCACAAGCCACUAGGGUGGCACCCUAUAGAACUUCUGCUUCUUCCUCCUCCUCCUGCCUAACGAUCGACAAGGAGGCGAUGGAUACCGUGCAGAAGCUGUACUCCUAUGUGCUCGCGAUCCAGAACCCUGAGUGGGCUAACGCCAUUGCCUCGUGCAUCGCCCAUGAGCUACCAUCAGGUCCGGAGAAGGUUCACGUUCUCAACCUGUGCAUUAUACUGGCCCAGCGCUGGCUGAGCAGCAUACCAAAGGGCGAGGAGGGCAAAAAUGACACGGCAAAUGCAUGCAGGCUGCUGGAAAAGAUGACCGUGCAAUAUCGGCGCUCGGCCACGGAGAACUGCCUGAAUAACCACGGCUUGUCUUCACUCGACACCCUAUCCAUGCUCUCCACGCCCGCCAAGCUCAUCGUCUGCCUCUAUGACCACGCCAGCAUCCUUGAGCGUGCCGCCAACCCCAUGCUCGGCGAUUACCCUGAUAUACACGCGGCGGUGAACGAGAUCGGAGAGGUGAACAAGACGGACGUACGGAAAAUUCGCGUGAUGCUGCUGCAGCAGUGGCUGAACCCGCCCAGUGAUUCAUCUGAACAGUGGGGACUGGACGGUGGGGUGCAACCAUGUGAUCUUCAUACAGACAGCAGCCUGGCAAAGAUAAUGUACUUGCUGCAAACCCUGCCCCUGGACUACAGCACCCGCGGACUGAUUACCAUUGCCAAUGGCCAGUCGAUGUCGGACGCGAAGGUGACUUACAGACAGCGCGCGCGAGCGCUGCAUUGCCUCCUCCGCCUAGCGGACGCCCCCACCAUCGAGUCCAUCACUAAGCAGCCUCUGGAGAAAGUCCGAUACGACCUGCACUCCUACCUGUACCUGGCCCAGUUUGAAGCCCUGUCCAUUCCUUACACGGUCGACUCGUUCCACAACAGUUCCAAAGAAGGCUUGAUCAAGGGGCUCUGGAAGAAUCACAACCACGAGCCCAGGGCUGUGCGGUUGGUGGCCGAACUGAGCUUGGAUUUUGGAGUGUACGACCUGCAACUCUGGAGUGGAGUCCUGCAGAAGCUUCUGGCCUUCAACAUGAUCGAUUACCUGCGAGUGGUAUUGGUUAGGAUCACACCCAUCACGUCUCUCUGGCAGGUUCCAAAUUUUGCAAGAACGUGGAGGUCUGUCAUCUCAACACCACUGAUCGAAGCUUCCUGCCCUUUGACUCCCAAACAAAAGGAUGAUUGCCAUCACUCUUUCUUGUUACUGCUCAGAUGCCCUGUUCUCGCCGACCUGGACCUCCUGGCUGUCGGCAAGAUGUUUUCCCUGCUGGGGCAGCUCGCAUUCACGCUGGGCUCCCUGCUGCUUGUCCCCGUCUCUCAGAAGCGCACCCUUCAGCUCCAGGGCUUCCUCUCCUCGUGCUGUCUGGACACGCUUCUGACACAGGUCUCGGAGGACGUGGACAAGACGGAAUUCUCGGGACUUGCACUCCAGCUGCGUAACGUGGUGCUGAGUCACGUGUUUGAGAAGUCGAAGUUCGAGCGACUACUCGGCUCUGCACACUGGUCUCUGGUGUUGAACUACGCUGCUUCCGUGGAGGCGACCCCCAGAUCUCUGCUCGCCUUCCUUUCCCAGCAUGGCCGUCGGAGCGAGGCUGUGGAGCUGCUGAACCACAAGAUACGCCGUGGCGAGGAGUUAGAUUCCAGCCAUUCCCCAGAAGACCUCUUGGAGCAGGUCCUGAAGGCCAGAGUUUGGAAAUCUGAAGACGUCUCGCGCAGCUGGAUUUUCACGAGAGUUAACAAUCGCUGA